Trypanosoma theileri is the source of this 1674-nucleotide messenger RNA. Its product is annotated as fumarate hydratase. Gene Ontology annotation, biological process: generation of precursor metabolites and energy. Bases 1 to 1674 code for a protein of 557 amino acids. Gene Ontology annotation, molecular function: fumarate hydratase activity. The transcript has a single exon. The record is from RefSeq and is a predicted model, not a curated record. NCBI's taxonomy places the organism in Eukaryota, Euglenozoa, Kinetoplastea, Trypanosomatida, Trypanosomatidae.
AUGGCCAAUGGCUGCCACGGUGCCCCUGACAUGGAGGACACAUCGUCGGCAUCUCUGCAGUUCCACUACGAGCCCAUCUUUCAGCCCAGCGACCCACACCACGAUGCCACCGAGUACUACAAACUCCCAGGCGAUUACGUGAAGACCGUGGAGGUGCUGGGCCGGAAAGUCCUGCAGGUCGAUCCCGAGGCACUCAGCGUACUCGCCCGGCAGGCCUUCACAGACGUUCAUCACUUCUUCCGCAAAGAUCAUCUCUCCGGAUGGCGCCGUAUUCUCGAUGACCCCGAGUCCAGCGAUAAUGACCGCUUCGUGGCACACACACUUCUGCAGAAUGCCUGCGUUGCCGCCGGUCGUGUACUUCCCGCUUGUCAAGAUACAGGAACGGCUAUUGUACUUGGAAAACGUGGAGAAUUGUGUUGGACGGGUGGAGAAGAUGAAAAGUACCUCUCUAAGGGUAUUUGGGACUGUUACACUAAACGAUAUCUGCGCUACAGUCAAACUGCUGCACUUGAUAUGUUUAAGGAAGCAAAUACAGGUGAUAAUUUACCAGCUCAAAUGGAUUUACUGGCAAAACCAGGUAAUGAAUACCACUUCCUCUUUAUUGCGAAAGGAGGUGGUAGCGCAAAUAAAGCCUUCCUUUACCAACAAACCAAGGCUCUUUUAAACCCCAAAUCCCUUCGAGCAUUUAUUGAAGAAAAACUCAAGACUCUUGGUACGGCAGCAUGUCCUCCAUAUCAUAUGGCUCUUGUGAUUGGUGGUACAAGUGCUGAAAUGACAAUGAAAACAGUAAAACUCGCCAGUUGUCGCUACUAUGAUUCUUUACCCACAACAGGUAACAAAUAUGGUCGUGCCUUCCGUGAUCUUGAGUGGGAAGAAAUUGUAAUGGAUAUUGCCCGUAAAUCUGGUAUUGGAGCUCAAUUUGGUGGUAAAUAUUUUGCUCAUCAAGCUCGUGUUAUUCGUCUACCACGACACGGUGCAUCCUGUCCUGUUGCUCUUGCUGUAUCUUGCAGUGCAGAUCGUCAAAUUCUUGCAAAGAUCACAAAAGAUGGUUUAUUCCUUGAGCAACUUGUAACCGAUCCGGCCCAGUAUUUGCCGGAAGUUCCACUUUCCUCUCUUACAAGCAAUGUGGUGAAAGUUGAUUUGAAUCAACCAAUGAGUGAAAUUCGAAAACUACUCAGUCAACAUCCUGUCACUACUUGUCUGAGUCUUAGUGGUACUGUCAUUGUAGCUCGCGAUAUUGCACACGCAAAGAUUAUGGAACGUCUUAAUAAUAAUGAACCACUUCCACAAUAUAUGAAGGAUCAUCCAGUGUAUUAUGCUGGUCCAGCAAAGACACCAGCGGGAAUGGCAUCUGGUUCAUUUGGACCCACUACAGCAGGACGUAUGGACUCCUAUGUUGAACCAUUCAUGGCAGCAGGUGGAAGUUUUAUUACGUUGGCAAAAGGAAACCGUUCCAAGGUGGUCACUGAGGCUUGCAAGAAGUAUGGUGGUUUCUAUCUUGGCAGUAUUGGCGGUCCUGCUGCUAUUCUUGCUCAGAACAAUAUUAAGAAGGUGGAGGUUUUGGAGUACCCUGAAUUGGGAAUGGAGGCGGUAUGGCGCAUUGAGGUGGUGGACUUCCCAGCCUUUAUUGUUGUAGAUGAUAAGGGUAACGACUUCUUUGCCAAACUUCUGUGA